This is a messenger RNA of Stylophora pistillata, 4589 nucleotides long. Its product is annotated as mitogen-activated protein kinase kinase kinase 10. Lineage: Eukaryota; Metazoa; Cnidaria; Anthozoa; Scleractinia; Pocilloporidae. Gene Ontology annotation, biological process: protein phosphorylation. Gene Ontology annotation, molecular function: JUN kinase kinase kinase activity; protein binding; ATP binding. The record is from RefSeq and is a predicted model, not a curated record.
CCUCCAUUUUGACCAGCAUUUCAGGAUUUUCAAAAUUGGAGCUGAUUGUUUAUGCGAACGAGAGCGGCGAUUUUGGAACGAUUGCAUUCUCCAAACUCCUGAUAUUGUUCGAAAGCAAAAGGAAACAGCGACACAGAGUAAUAUCUAUGUAGAGCGUGCUCAGAGCUGAUGCCAAUGCCUAGUGCUUUAGUUCAAAGCGAAGGAAUGGAUACAUUCACGGGGAGAAAUUCUCCGCUAACGAAGCUUAUGACAGGGGAAUUUUGCACAACGUUAUACGACUACGAUGCGGUAGACGAAGAUGAACUAACCUUCAAAGUGAGCGAUCGCAUUGAGAUUUUAUCUCGAGAUCCCGAAGUAAGCGGAGACGACGGAUGGUGGGUCGGCCGUGUUGAGGGGCAACAACGAAUCGGCUUGUUUCCUUCCAACUAUAUUACGACUGAUACAAAGAGGACCACUUUGACCGAACCUCUCGAAAUCGAUUUCAACGAGCUGGACCUGAUAGAUGUAAUCGGCGUUGGUGCGUUUGGAAAAGUUUAUUGUGCUCGAUGGAGAGAAGAGGAAGUUGCUGUGAAAGUCGCUCGCACUGAAACCUACCAAGACUACAGCGAAAUAGCGGACGCCGUCUCCAAAGAAGCCAAGUUAUUUUCCAUUUUUCGCCAUCGUAAUAUUGUAGGUUUAUACGGUGUUUGUUUGAAAGAACCGAACUUUUGUCUGGUUCUUGAAUAUGCCCGAGGUGGCGCUCUUUCUCGCGUUUUAAACACACACGGUAGAACUAUUCCUCCGAAUGUUUUACUGGACUGGGCCUUGCAGAUAGCUCGUGGUGUCUAUUACCUUCAUAAUGAAGCUCCGCUGAGUAUCAUUCACAGGGAUCUCAAGUCUGGAAACAUUUUGCUCCUAAAUAAAAUUGAGGAUGGAAACUUUGAGAAUGUACUGAAAAUCACAGACUUUGGGUUGGCUAGAGAAAUAAUGAAUACAACAAGAAUGAGUGCUGCUGGAACUUAUGCAUGGAUGGCUCCAGAGGUGAUCAGAACUAAUACUUUCUCAAAAGCGAGUGAUGUUUGGAGUUUUGGUGUAGUUUUGUGGGAGCUUCUGACAGGACAAGUUCCUUACAGAGACGUGGAGGCACUAGCUGUUGCUUAUGGUGUUGCAAUGAACAGUUUAACUUUACCGAUACCUAGCACUUGUCCUGAUGUUUUGAAAGAUCUAAUGAAAGAAUGUUGGAACCAGGAUCCCCAUAAGCGACCUUCAUUUCAGGGAAUUCUAGAAGAUCUGGAAGAAAUUUCAGAUUCUUCUUUUGUUCAAGAUGAUCCUGAUUCAUUCCGCACACUACAGGAUGGCUGGCAGACAGAGAUUGACCAGAUAUUUGAUGAAUUAAGGAAGAAAGAAAAGGAACUGUCCUCUAGGGAGGAUGAACUGCGGCAAAUACAGAUGGCGCAGGAGGUUCAUGCGGAGAGUUUAAAAAAGAGAGAAGAGGAACUUGCUCAAAGAGAGAUGAUGCUUCUUGGAAAAGAGAUAAACAUGUUAAUACAGCAACAGAAGCAACUGAAACCAUCUCCAAAGAAGAGAAAAGGUCACUUUUUUAAACUGAGGUUUGGAAGUGGAAGAAAAAUUAGUGCACCAACAGGUUUCCAGCACAGGUUUACCAUUACGUCAGAUAUCUUUGACUCAAACCCAGCAUUAACAGAAGGCAUUAACACCACAGGCCCACCAUCCCCUGCUGUGCAUCAGAGAUUCAGACUGCUGUCAUUUGAUGAUCCCGGUGAGGUCCCCGUCAGUCCACCAGACAAAAACAAAAAGAUCCGCACGUGGGGACCCAGCUCCGUGCAUCAACGAGACCGAGACAAGAGCAGGCGCGUGAAAGCCAGGGAUAGCUUUAUGACAGAAAGGUGUAACUCAGUUCCAAACUUAGGAUCACUGAUAAACCAAAAUAUUGGUGUCAACGGUAAGUACGUAACAGCAGACAAUAGCCCCGUGUCGACCCUUAAAUCUUCACAGAAAACUAAAUCCAAGCAUCGAUGCGAGGUAGCUGUUUGCUGUGUUGGUAUAAUGGCGUCCGCAGUAGCUUUAGGAGGUGACUUAAGACAGUGCGCGAAAGAUCUUCGUCCCGAAUUGCUAAGAUUAAAUUCGAAAUCGGACAAGCACAAGUCACCGAACUCCCGACGACGACAUGAAGUCGGAAAUUCCAAUCGUCGAUCUUGGUUUGGUUCAACUUCUUCUGAAGACACCUGUGUCAAUUCAAACCCUAGCACACCCGUUUGUAGUCCACAGAAUGUGGAAUACACGGCACCAGUGGACAUGAUGCGCGGCCAAAACAAAAGGCCUCUGUCUACUCCUGUCCUACUCAAGGCGACGUUUUUCAGCGAUAGUCAACCUCCAUUAACUUACAUAGAGCCCAACUCUCCUCGAGGUCGGUCUUCCUCAACUUGUUCCUCAGUCACGCUGUGUCCCGAGCAGGACAACAAAGAACUUAUCGACCUAGCCACGGAAAGACGAGACCGAAGGUCCAAGUCAAUGGAUUCGAGUGAACUCAACAGAAUUAACAUUUCGAAUGAUAGUAUUUCCAGUUUUGCGGACGACUCUUCGACCAAUACGGUGGUGAACUGCAAACGAUAUUCACAAGAACUGCAAGAUAUUUUUAAAAUCCCUCCCCCUCCUUUCUCUCCAAGGGGGGCAAGUUCACCCCGCCAGGAUUGCAACUCUACGGACUCUACUCCCAAUGCGAAAUUUAAUUUCCCAACGGGGGAGGCUAUGGGCGCUGCUAGGCCUCGCCCUAGGCCGUGGCAAGACAGUCUUAGUCCAUCGCCUUCGUCUUCGGAUCAAAGUCCAACGAGCGAACAAGAAAAGUUGACACUGUUGGACAUGCACAUGGAGGGAGAGUCACAUGACAAGACCCAGCCCUUACUAAAGUCGGAAACGGUGAUCCGGGUGCCAACUUCUGAGGAACUCUGCAAGGAGUUUGGCCAGAGAUAGCUUUUAAAACGUAGUUUUUUAGUAGGGGACAGAAAUAUCUUUAAUUUUGCAUUGUGUCUGACUAACUAGUGCUGUGUUUGGCAGUAACCCUGUCACUCCCCCCUCAAGAAAAAUUAACGCAAUGAAAUUUCCACCAAAGAGGGGACUUGAUUUUUGAAUGCCCCGGAUGGGAAGCAAUGAAUAUCUAAUGAAAAAAAUGUUACUUUUUGGUGAGCUUCGAAAAUGGAGAAGACGAGAAAAGUAAAAUAUCGAGAGCGAAAUAGAAAAACGUUUUGUUUCGUUCUAACUGGAAAUUUGGGCUGUUCAAACAUAUUUUUUCUGUUAAACUGACCCUGUACUGUGUUUAAAUAUGCGAACAGUGAACAAAUUUCGAGAGAUAUCUUGGAGGUGGAAAUUAUUUUUCAUUUUCGAGGUUUUCCAUGGAAUGUACCUCGGAACUUUGCAGAUUGCCUACUCUAUCAGUGUAGAGCUGGAGUUGUGAAUAUUUUUCCGCAUUGGCAAUACCUGUGACUUUUUUUUUUUAAGAUUUUUUUAAUUUCUUCUGAGGGACUUAUUAAUAUGUUUCAAAUAAAUAGGUCGCUGGCGAAUAUUGAAAAACUCCAUCUCUUCGUUCGUGAGAUGACUUUCUUUCUUCCUGAUCAAAGGGAAUGACAGGGUCAAUUUUUUUUUCACGGCAAUGAAGACCGGUAAAGAUUGGCACAAUCAUUGUUUUUGUUCGCUGGAACUUGAUGUAAAGCCAGGAGGUGCGAAAUUUAAAGAGGUGUUUCUUGGUCCUACUAAAAUAAGUUGGGUUUUUCUUCGCUUUUUCAUCUCGUUCAUUGGGCUAGAGUCCCUAUUAGACACUCAUUUAAAGUAAAAUUCUCGCUAUUUUUCAGUCACAUCAAAAAAUUUCUAAUAUAUAUUGCGCGUAAUACCAUCCGCAUCGAGAAUAUAGAAACUUACAUCUUCCCUGGCUUACUUUACGAAUCGACUCUAGAUAGGUAUCAGACUAAUUUCCAUCGACUAGAUGCAAAAAAAUUGCCCCUUUAAUCAGAGAAAAAAUAGGAGCGUUUCUGGAUAUAUAGGUACUAUAAAAGAAAGGAUAUUUUGUGUUUGAAUAAAUCUACAAGCGCUCUGUCCCAAAUGCUGCAAUCUGAUUGGCUACGCUUCUCACUAUUCACGCCAUGAUAUGCAGUGUGUGGAAUGAGUAGCCAAACGGUGUGCAGCGAAAAAAUGACACAACGAAAAACAUGAGCCUGCCCUGCUGUCAAUUUUUGAACAACCAGGAGAAUUAUUCUGUAUCGAAGAUUCUUCGCUCUCGAUUUCUAUAGGGGCUUCUUUAAAUUCUAUCAUCCACUAACUACGGCACAACGUUCAUUGUUGUUUGUAUCAUUGUUAGAGUCCUUUUAAUAUUUCAUAGAAAUCUCAGUUUUGUGAUAUUUGUACCACCAUGUGGAUUUGAACUUUGGUGGGAACCCUUUUUUUACGGAUUUUAUUUUAUAUGCGUUAGAAACUGCGGUCGUUCAGUUCACCCUCUGUAGAAUUGUUUUUCAACUCCUACUUAAUCAAAUUUGCCCUUCUCCAGAUGAGAAAUUGUUAUGAAUAAAUCGAAUUUUAUUGUAUAAAAGUCGCCCAGUCAC